Molecule: messenger RNA, 9639 nt
Organism: Tetrahymena thermophila SB210
Lineage: Eukaryota; Ciliophora; Oligohymenophorea; Hymenostomatida; Tetrahymenidae
Product: flagellar associated protein
Exons: 23
Molecular function (GO): protein binding
Source: RefSeq, a predicted model, not a curated record
AUGAGUACUUUAAAUAUAAAAACUGAAGCUUAAAGAGCGUAAUCUGCAUAAGUUGCAAUGGUCAGGGCACAAUCUGCUAAAAACUAAAGGGCAGGCUUAAUGAGUGCUCAUCCUAAAAUGGUUGGCAAAAGCUAAUUUAAAAAAGAAAAUACAAAACAAUAAAUGCAUAAUAAUUGGAUGAAAGAUGAUGAUUUAAGCAGCGAUGAUGAUAAUAUGGAUAUAUUUGGAAAUCAUUCAAAGGUAAAUGCUAAAAAUAUAUCUCGUAAUAUUCGCUCUGCUUAGAGCAAUGCUCGUCCAAAUACUGCAUCGACAGCUGCAUCUAAAUUAAAUGUAAAAACCCUUAAAAAUAUUACAAAUUAGCAAUGCUUUGAAAUAACUCCAACAGAAAUAUACUUCGAUAACAUAGAAAUCAAUUAGCCUUAUUAAACUAUUCUUUAUGUUCAAAAUUUAAGCAAAAUUCCAAAGAAAGUGAGAGUUUAUUAACCUAAGACUAAAAAAUUCUGGGUUGAUUUCGAUUCUUCUUAAUCUCUUGCAGCUGGUAUUUGUGGAAAAUUAUACAUAAAUUUUGAAACUAAUGUUUUAGAAGAUUUUGCUGAUGAGGUUGAAAUUGAAUAUGAAGAUGAAGGGAAAAAAUAAAAAAUAGUUGUACCUAUUUUUGCAAAGAAACCUCAUCCGACAAUUAUAUAUCAAGAUUUUAUAAAUAUGGGAUUUGUUCGUAUUCAUCGUGAUGUUUAAAGGACUUUAGUUUUUGAAAAUAAAGGUAAAAUGCCAGGAAGAGUAAGAUUAAUUUUUGACCACAUUAAAAGCAUUAAAAUGGAGCCUUCUGUGUUUGUCAUAUAGCCAUAACUAUCUCAGCAAGUAAAACUAACCUACAACUAAAAGGAUUCAGGAAUCUUUAGAGGUUAAAUUGAAGUAUAAGUUGAUGGUAAGUAGAAUUCAGGUUAUAUAGAUAUAAGUGCGACUUGUGUGGACUAUAACAAAAUGAUUUUAGAUGAAAAUAAUGCACAAACUAGCAGCUUUGACUUUGGCGAAAUAUACUAUGGAUAAUCGAAGCAGCAAAUAGGAUAUCUCUAUAAUAAUAGUCCUAAACCAUAAAAAUUUAAAGUUUAAAUGAAAUUGGGUAUUUUCAACCCAAAUGAUGAAACUGUUUCACUUUAAACUCCUGCAGAUUAAGGAAAAGAAAUAACAGAUCAAAUAAUGUCAGUAUUCCCAUCUUAAGGCGAAAUAAAACCUUACUCAAAUGUUCAACUUGCUUUCAAUUGUAAUUCUGUUGUUACUUUUGAGCAUUAAGUAUUGGCUAGAAAAUAUGCUCUAAGCACUAAUGAUAUCUAAAUGAAGGCUUAAGAAUAUUAAUAUUCAGCACUUUUUAAGUUUAAGGAUGAUGAUCCUAAAGAAGAGCCUAUUGUAGUUUCGCUGACAGUUAAAGGCACUUAUCCUUUGCUAAAGUUAAGUAAAUAAAUUCUUAAAUUUGGAGAAUGUAAUGCAAAUGAUCAUAGAGAGAGCUUGCUAGAUUUAGAAAAUAGACACUCUAAACUACCUAUUGAUGUAGUCGUAGAAAGAACUCCUUGUUUUAAUAUAGAUCCUAUGCAAAUCUCUUUAAUACCUAAUUAAAGAUCUACUGUAAAAGUGAGCUUUACACCUAAUAAUGUUGGGUAGUUUUCUAAAGAUAUUAUUUUUUCUUUGUUAAACGGACUUUAUCAAAUACCUCUUAAAGUUACAGGGUAGUCAUAAAAAUUUGACCAAAAGAAAAAAAAAGAAAGAGGACCCGAGUGUGGAAUAGAAGACUUUUAAACAAAAGAUUAGUAUUUAGAUGCAGCAAUUAAUAAAAAUAUUUAUGAUAAAAAAAUGGGAGUUGGAAAAAGAACUUUUUAAGCGUCUACAGAGGUUAAAUUACCUAAAGGUUUAGAGGGAGAGAAAGAUGUUGACAUAAAUAAGCUAGCAGAAAUUCAAAAAGAUAAAGAAAAUAAAAAGAAAUAUGAUGGUGUAUUAGAAUAAAGCAGAUAAUCUAGAAUUUAAAAAGAAAAAUAAAAAAUAAUUGAUCUUAGAUAUCACUAAAUGUUUGAUAAGUUAAAAGCCAAAGGUUUAGUAGAUUAGCCAGAUGAUGAAGUUAGCAUAGGGCCAGUCGACAAUAAAGAUUAAAUUGUAAGAGGAGAUCCUAAGAUUGGUGCUCCAGUUGAUUUAGAAUUUGAGCUUGGUAUGAUGGAUCCUAAAAUAGAACCUCCUAUGCUUGAUCUUCCUCCUUCAAAGGAUCCUUUAUUUGUUUUAAAACCCAUUGGAGAUUAUGAUCCUAUUUAAGAUUAAAUUAAAAAAGUGUUUGAUCCUAAUCCGGAUGCAAUCAUAAAAAAGCUCUUGCCAGAAAAAGCAGUUGAUCACAAAGAUGUCAAAGGAGUUCAUAAAGAAUUAACUGGAUAAGAGCUUAAAUGCAUACAGUCUGGGCCAACAGUCAUUGAUUUUGGUGAGGUCUACGUAAAUUCAAGAGUGUAAAAGACUUUUUCAGUAAAAAAUGAUUUAAGAGAUGCAAUCAGAGUUUAGCUCAAAACAAAUGUACCUGAACUUAGAGAGUCUUUUUAGAGACCUUAAAUCUUAAAAUCAAGUGAAACAGCUAGAUUUGCCAUAGUAUUAUUUUCUGAAGAUGUUGAUGAAGAAUUUAAAGCCAGGAUCUAAUAUACCAUAAAUUAUAGACAUCAAUACGAAUUUGAGAUAAGAGCUAAAAUUACUUAAGUCUCUUUAAAAUUAAACAAGACAUAAAUAAAAUUCGCAUUUUAAGAUAAUAAUAAUGGAAUGGAAACAUCAGAAACUGUUUUGGUUGAGAAUAAUGGUAAUGCCCCAGGUCACUUUAAGUGGGAUACUUCCUCAAAAAUCUUUUCUAUUUACCCUUCAGAAGGUGAUUGUCCAGCAAAAGGAAAUAUUCCUAUCACUAUCACAUAUAGGCCUUCCCCUGGAACAAGCACAAGAGAAACAGGUACAAGGUAUGAAGAAGAUAAAUUACUACUUUAUGUAACAAACGGAAUGAAUUAAGUACUUAAAUGUGUUGGUGUUGUCAACGAAGCUAAAUGUGUAAUUAAAUAGAGUAGUAUGGAGCUUAAUUAAGUCUUAGUUUGCAAAGAAGAAGUGAGGUCCUUUACUGUUAAAAAUACAUCAAGAAUAGCAGCUAUUUAUCGAAUUUUAACAGAAUAUUUGCCUGAAAAUCUUAUAAUCACAAGCUAAACAUCAGGUAGAAUACCCUCUGAUGGAUCUAUUGAAGUUGGGGUGAAAUAUUUAUGCAAUACAGAAUGCAAAGUUGAAAGUGAUAUUAAAAUACUGAUAAGAGGAGGAAAGAUAUUAAAAUUACCAUUUUCUGUAGAAACUAUCAUACCUAAAGUUUAUAUUCGUGAAUCAGCAUUUAACUUUGGAAAAAUAACAGCGCUUGGAAAUCAAGGAGAGAAAGAAAUGAAUUUAGUAAAUGAAAGCGCAAUCGAGGCCUAUUUAGUUCUUGAUUUGAGGACUGAAGAUGAAAACCCAGAUGCCCCUGAUGGUAUAGACUGCUUAACUAUUGUGUCUUUAGAUAAAUUAGAAGAAAGUAUAUUGAAAUAAGUGCCUAUUGAUUACACAGAUGAUAACUAAGAUAAACACGAUUAGGAUGAUGAAGAUAUGUCCACAUUAUCAGAUGAGGAUAAACACGAUAUGCAUAAUAAAGUUUCUAAGCUUUAUAAUAUCACAAUUAAACCUCAACAGACUUUGCGUUUCAAACUUACAUUUUAGCCAAAAGCUGUACGAGAUUAUGAAUUUGAAAUACCAUUUACUCUCCAAAAAUAUGGAAAAAUAGAUAGUCUCACAAGAUCAGUUUCGUGCAAAGGAAUGAAACCAAAGUUUUUAGUUGAUCCUCAAGUGGUAGAAUUCCCAAGAAAAAUUAUUACUUCUAUAGAGCACUAAUUUCCUAUAAAUUCUGAAAUUAUCCUUUCAAACCCAGAAAAGAGAUCAAUAAGCUGGAGGCUGGAUACUUCAAUUUUAGAAAAAGAUAAAAUAUUUACUAUUCAUCCUACUCAGGGAAGAGUUGACCCUGGUUAAACUCUGAGAAUAAAAUCAAGUUUUAAUCCUAGCUAUCCAAAUAAUUAUGAAAAACUUGUACCUCUAUAUAUAGAUGAUCCAGAUAUUCCAGCUGAUUAACCAUGCUGCUACAUCACACUUAAAGGUGUUGCAGCUUAUCCUAAACUUCUUUUCGAUAGAAGAGAAGUCUUAAUGCCUGUCGUGCCUCUAAAUGUAGAAUCAAGAUGCAUAUUCUACAUAAUUAAUGAUGGAUAUGACAACUUAAAAAUUAAACAUAAAAUUUUAGAAGAAUUGGGAUAAAUUGACAUCAAAUGUAAUUUUCCAAAUGGCAUUCUAAUGGGAAUGACUCAUACAAAGUUGAAAGUUGAAAUAAUAUUCUCUUCAAAGAAGCCUAUUUCAUUUACAACUAAAAUAGAAUUUAAAGACAAUAAUAGCAAUUCAUACAUCAUUCCUGUUUCAGGCACAGCAGAUAACUGCUUAUUUACUAAUUUUUCUUUCAUUUAAAGAAAUAAAGGAGGGUAUGCAAUAAGAUCAGACAGCGAAAAAUCUGCUUUGUAAAUUCUCGAAGAAAAGGACAGCGAUGGAGAAGAUGAUGUAAGUGUUGAAAUACAAUCUAAGGGAACAAGCAAUUAAAUUUAAAAGAAAAGAUCUUCCAUCCUAUCUAACCAAACAAUUUCUACUAGAAUAUCGAUUCCUUCAGGCUAAGGCUAUACUUUAAUCCCGAAAGAUAUGAUUGAAAGUAGUAGAGAGUUUAUAAGAUAAUGGCUAAACUAUUACGUCCUACCAAAUUAAAUUUAAAGUUUUCCAGAAACUAUUGUUGACGAUAAUGGUGAUUAACUCAUUGAGUUAGUGAAUUUUUGUAGUGGUAAAAGCAUUUCAAAUUUAAAAUGUGAUUUGUAAAAUGGAAUGAAAAGAGCUGAGAAAUCAAUAUUACUCUUCAAACAAUAUGAUGAAAUCAUUAGAUACCUUAAGGCAGAAGGAGCUCUGCUAAACCAUAUUAGACCAUAAUAUCUAUUAAGCUAUAACGAUUAUCACUCAUACAUUAAGCAGCUACCUAAAGAAUAAAAUAGUCAUGUAGCUCCAUAAUAUCUGAAAAUUCAUCCAAAAAUUUAUCAAUAUAUUCAUUUUGAUUGUUGGAUCAAUCUCUUUUAUCAAAUCAUCAAAUGCUACUAUCUAGCAAAAGUUAAUUCUAAAAUUAUCAAAAAUAUUCCUAACGCUUUGCCAGAAAAAUUAACUUUACCUGAUUUUUACAUAAAUGGAUCAAAUAUAUAUUCUGAUAAAGAAGGAAUUUUAAUUAGAUGGCUUGAGUUAUGCAGCGAUGUAGUUCUAGGAAAUUUAAUUAGUGGAAAUCCAGGUAAAAGAAUUAGGAAUCUAGAAACAGAUUUGCAGGAUGGCAAUGUCAUUUCCUAUUUACUUUAGAAUUACGUAGGAACUAGCUGUGCUAAUCUUUUCAAUUUUAUGAAACCGGAGUGUGCAAGCGAAGAAGAAGUGUAUUAAAAUUGUGAGAAAUUAGCAGCAGCUUUCUAAGAAUUAAAAAUAUAAACGCAAUAUAAUCCUAUUGAUUUAGCUAGGCCUAAUGCUAGAGAAAUUUUAUUAUUUUUAAUCUAGCUCUAUUCAACACUCCCUUUCUAUAUCCCUAAAUAAGCUCCACUAAUAUUUAGCUGCAUUUUAGGCGAAGAUAUUGUUAAAACGAUUGAAAUUACGAAUCCUACACAAAAGCCGAUUAGUUACUGGGUUAAAUAUGAAGGAAGUCCAGAUUUUUCACUAGAAUCAGAAGAUAAUUUUAGAGUAGAACCUAAAGGUGUUUAUAAAUAUAAAAUCAAAUUUACAUCUAGAGUAUCAAACACACAAACAGGAAGAAUUACAUUUACAAAUAAAAAAGAAAGUACUACUAUUGCUUCAGCUAUUGUAUUUGAUUUAAAGAGCUAAAUUACUGGCAGAGUGAGUUAAUAAAUAUGGAAUGUUGAAUGUUCUAUGUACGAAUGCAAAGAAUUUUCUAUAGCAGUAUAAAACAAAUUUUUAAACCAUGAAUAUGGUGACUUUAUGGUUUCGAUUAUGCAUGAAUAUGAAAUUAAAAAGCCUGAAGAAAAAAAAGAAGAAGAGCCAAAAGAAACAAAAAAGAAAAAAACAGUCUCAUAAACAUUUUAAAUGUCUAACAAUAAAAAAGGGAAAAAGAAAUAGUCUGAAGAGGAAGAUCCUUUAGCUUUACCAGAAGUAGAAAAACUUAAUUUUCCUUGCUUUUUCUGUAAAACGGAAAGAGUCAAACUUAAAAGAGGUGCUACUUUUAACUUAUAAAUGGCAUUUAUUCCUAUAAUAUAUGAAAACCAAAAAUGUUAUGUAAUAUUUAAUGAUCCUAAAGUGGGAGAAUUUUAGCAUGAAAUAAGAGGAAGAGUGGAUAUGCCUGAAGAAAUCAUAGAAAUUCCUAAUGAUAAGCUUUAAAUUUCCCCUGUUAUAGUAGACAAUCUAACUAGCUGGAAUAUUCCUUUGACAUUUAAUAAUGAAAAUUUAAAAAAUGCAAGAAAAUAUUUAGAGCAGUGGCUUGUAGAAAAACCUAAAUUCUAAAAGGUGGCAAUAAAUCCUCCUACACCUUAGCUUACUGUUAAAAAGAUUUAUUAAAUGCUAUCACCACGCAUACUUGGAUAUGAUGUCGAAAUAGAGUAACCUCCAGCUAAUGCAAUAACCGUUCCUAAAUUAAUCAAGCUCCUUAAUCCUCAUUACAAAGCACCUCCAGCACCAACACCUUUGCCUUAAGAAGCCCAAGCUCAAUCUAAAAAUGAUAAUAAAUUAAAAAGUUAGAAAAAUGCUGUUAAUAAGGAUAAUAAAGAGAAAGAUGAAAAGAAAUCUCAAUAAUCAAACAACACUGAAAAGAAUAAAGUUGUCUCAGUAGACUAAUCUUAAUCAUUAGAUUCAAAUAAUAUGGAUUCAUAACAAGCUACUAGCUUAUCUAACGUACCAGCAGAACCAGAAACAAACCAUUUACCACUUAACUUUUUCUUCAAAAACCCCUUUAAAGACUAUAUAUCAAAUAUUGUGAUAAAAAACUAAUAAAAAACUGAUGUUAGGAGGUUCAAAGUUGUUGUCACAGCACUUCCGAAAGCAGUUAAAGCAACCUUAGAAAUGACUGCUCCUGCAAGAGAAUGUGUGAUGCAAGAAAUACCAAUAAUUAACAACACAGAAAAAGAUUGGUAACUGAAGAUAAAUUUAGUCUAAAAUAAUGAAUAGAAAUACUUCUUCAUAAACUAAAUGCCAAAAGAUGGUUAAGAACGUCCCCAGUCUUUGAGAGAUUUUAUAGUAAAAAGAAAAACAACUGGAAAUAUACCAGUUUGUUUCUUCCCUGAAUGGAUAUGUAAUGUUGAAGCCACAUUACAGAUAUAGAAUCCAUUGACUUAAGAUUAAUUUGAUUACAGCUUAAAAGGUAUAGGUGAAGAACCUUUAGCGAUUGAUCAUAUUAUUAUAACUUCUCAGAGUAGAGUUACAACUCAAAGAGAAAUUAUGCUCAAUAAUCCUACAGAAUAACCUAUAACCUAUAUCGUAGAGACAGAUCUCCUCGGUGCUGCUGGUUAAGCUUCUAUUACAGUACCUCCAAAAAAGAAAAUACCAUACAUACUAUAAAUUCAUCCUGUUAUGAGUGGGUAAUACACUGGUUCUAUUACUUUUACUAAAGCUGAUGGAACUUAUAUAUGGUGGACAGUACUUUUAAAUACAGAAAGUCCUCCUGCAGAUAGGAUUAUUGAUCUUGCCACAAAUAUACGUAAACCAUUAGCAUUUGAUAUAGACUUGUCGAACCCAACUGAUGAUGUUGUAACGUUCGAAGUUGUAUUUGAAGGUGAAGGACUGCUCGGUGAUUAGUUCUUUAACGUAUAUCCAAAAUAAAUGUAUAAGUAUGAAUUGUUUUAUAUGCCACUAAAACCUGGAAAAUAAAAAGGUUCUGUUGCAUUUUUAAGUGAAAAACUUGGAGAAAUUUGGUACGAACUCAAUUUGCAAGCUGAUGAUUCAGGUGUAGUCAGGUUACCGAUUUUGAAAUGUGAGUUAGGCAAGAUAGAAUAGCAUGAAGUAAUUCUGGAAAAUCCCUCUAAUGAAGAUGUAAAGGUUAAGGUAAAGAUUUCUAACCCAUAAAACUUCGAAGUUUAUCCUGAAAACAUAGUUAUUCCUUCUUAUGAUUAAAUCUCAGCUUACAUAAAAUACAGACCAAGCUAGUUAGAUAAACCAUAAACUUCUGAAGUUAUCUUUGAGACAGAAAAUAUAGGAAAAUGGGUUUAUACUCUAUUCGGUUAAGGUCUUCCUCCUACAAAUUUCGACACCAAAAUCAUCACGAUUGGCUUGAACAAAGACUAUUCAAGUGUUUUAAAUUUUAAGAAUCCUUUCAAAGACCCAGUUUAAGUUCGUAUUUUCAUAGAUACUAAAGAUGUAAAAGUUUUAGAUGUGAUCAAAUUGCUAAAGAGAGGAAAAGAAAAUUAUGUGAUUAUUCCUCCUUUGACUGUACAUUAAAUUCCAUUUAGUUUCACUCCAAAAGAAAUAAGAUUUUAUGAUUGUGAUGUUGUAGUCGCAAUGAAUGACAAAAUAUAAUGGAGAUUCCCUAUUCAUGCAAUCACAGAGUCUUUAAACAGUGGAGUAAUCCAAAACUUCAAAACAAAAUGUAGAGUGCAGACUAAUUAAUAAUUCUCACUUAAUUUACCUGGAAUUUCAGAUAUGUUCAACAAAGAAGAUAAAUAUACAUUCUAAAUCAAAGAUAUUCCUGAAGAAUUUAAGAAACUAAUAGAUAGAUCUUUAAAAAUCAAAAUAACUAAAAAUACUCUAAAUAGUCCAGACGAUUUCUUGUCUUUUGAUGUUAGCUUUAAACCUUACAAGCCUUUCAAGUGCAUAGUCGAUUUCUUAGUUUUGAGAGAAAACGGAGGGCUUUGGAAAUUCAAAAUCUCAUUGGAGGCUACUGUUCCUAAUGAAGAUGAUAUUAUCAUUCUUAGUGCACCUAUUGGUGAAAAAGAUAGUGUUAGUUUUAAAAUAAUGAAUAGAUUUAAAUCAUUUGCAACUUUCCAUUCUCACUUUACUUAAGAAUCAGAUGUUGAAUUUUCAGUAACUCCUAUGACAGGUUUAUUAGAACCAGCAGGAGGUAAAAACCCAACACAAUUUAUAAUUACAUUUACUCCUCUUGAGUAUGGUAAAGUUCGUUAAGCAAAGCUUAUUAUAGAAACAGAUGAAAUGUAUUGGUCUUAUGUUAUAAAAGGAGUUCUUCCAAAAUACAUCCCACCUCAAAUUCAAGAAAGUAGAUUUAAUUAUAAACCAAAUUACAGCUAUUUGUAGGAAUUAAAUAGAAGAUCUACAGAGAAAAAGAAUUUCAUUUCUACAAACAUUAAAAAUUAAUCUAUGAUAUCACCUUCAGUAAAAUCUGUCAAAACUAAAUUUAAAAAUACUUCUGUUUCUAAAGGAUAUUUCAAUUAUGUUCCUUCUUUGGCAGGUGGAGAAGGCGACAAUUAAACUGUUGUUUCUUAUGUAACUAGUAAUUAUCCUAAUAAUGCCUAAAAAGUAUUUAGAGUUCAGCCUGCUAAAAGUGUAAAAAGUGUUAAAUCUAUUAAGUCGAUUACUAAAAAUGAGAGUCAAUUUUCUAAUAAUAAUUGA